AUGGAUUUAUUCAAACGGGACGAUGGCGACAUUUACCUCUCCCCUCGCGGCGUACAGGGCUUGACUUGCAGUGUUGUCUUCACAGCACUGGCAACAAUCUUUGUAAGUCUGCGUCUGUACACACGCGUCAAGAUCAUGAGGAAGAUGGAGUCGAAUGACUGGAUGGUUGUCAUCGCACUAGUCAACUCGUAUAUUUUCAUGGCCCUGGAUAUGGUUGAGGCUACCAGUGGAAUGGGAAUGCAUCUCAAAGACAUCCCACCAGCGAUCCUCGAAAGACAGAUGAAGGCCUUCUGGCUCACAAUCCCCUUCUACAAUGCCGCCGUCCUGUGCGCAAAGGCAUCCAUCCUCAUGCAAUACUUUCGUGUCUUCCCUACACAACGCAUGCGACUCGUCUGUUGGAUUAUGAUCACAAUCCUCGCGAUAUACGGUACAUGGGCAGUACUCAGCGCAUUCUUGAACUGCAUCCCCGUCGCUAAAUUCUGGGACGACUCGAUUCCCGGAUUCUGUCUAAGUAAACCUGGACUCUGGUUCUCAAAUGCCAGUAUGCAUAUUACCACCGACCUAGUGAUCCUCGUUAUCCCCAUUCCGGCUUUAAUCGCCAUCGAGAUACCCCGCAGGCAGAAAGUGGCACUGAUGAUCCUGUUUGCAUUGGGUGGAUUCGUUUGUGUAACCAGUAUUGUCCGCCUGGUCAGUCUGAAGACGAUUUCCGACUCGACAGAUCCAACAUGGGAUAAUGUGGGUGCCGCGUCGUGGUCCGCCAUAGAGUGCAAUACGGGCAUCAUUUGUGCUUGUCUCCCCACUCUCAAACCACUUAUUUCCAAGCUAGUACCCGGUCUUUUGUCUACACUGAAUGGAAGUCGCCGACAAGGGAGUGGAAUUGCGUCUAUGACUCGGCGAACUACAACAUGGAAUGAUGAGUCUACACUUGGUGCACCAUCUGAAGACCCUGAGUUUGGAGCUGGAGAUCCUGAGCGGAUCCUGGAGCUUGUUCCUAGUGGUGCUGCCAAAUAUGGAAGACGUUGGUCUAAAGAUGACAAGUUUAAGAGGCUGGGUGUACCUGAUAUCUCGGAGAUUACUGGUCUUUGGGACCCGGAGUACACUGGUCAUCAUCAGCAUACCGUCUCUGAGACGUCUGUCUAUUCGCGGAAUUGA
This is a messenger RNA of Penicillium longicatenatum, 1152 nucleotides long. RefSeq lists its product as uncharacterized. The transcript is spliced from 3 exons. NCBI's taxonomy places the organism in Eukaryota, Fungi, Ascomycota, Eurotiomycetes, Eurotiales, Aspergillaceae. The record is from RefSeq and is a predicted model, not a curated record. Bases 1 to 1152 code for a protein of 383 amino acids.